Messenger RNA from Zonotrichia albicollis (white-throated sparrow), 2014 nucleotides. The record is from RefSeq and is a predicted model, not a curated record. Lineage: Eukaryota; Metazoa; Chordata; Aves; Passeriformes; Passerellidae.
UAUCUCCUCUGCCUUUUCCAGGAGCUUCCUUACUCACCUGGACAUCACCAGUUCCCCGUGGCAGGCACAGCUCCGGCAUGAACUGUGGGCUGCCUGAGCCUGCCCUCCGCCUGCCCUGAGCCCCUGCACCAGCGCUGCUGGCAGGGAGCUGCAUCCCCGGCCAUGGAGAAGACCUACUCGCUGACAGCGCACUACGAUGAGUUUCAGGAGGUGAAGUACGUGAGCAAGUACCAGAGCGGGACGCUGCCCAACGGCUUCGCGCUCCAGCUGGGCGCAGGGGCCAAGAAGCGCCGUGGGGGGCUGCCCCGCUGGAGCCGCCGGGAGGUCUGCCUGCUCUCAGGGCUGGUCUUCGCUGCGGGGCUCUGCGUCAUCUUGACGUGCAUGUUGGUCCUCAAGUACCUGGCGACCGAAGGGGACAGCUACUGCCUGGAGGGGUGCCAGGAGAAGAAGGCCUUCCUGCGGGCAUCCCGCUUCCUAAGUGCCAACAUGGAUGCUACCAUCGACCCCUGCCAGGACUUCUACUCGUUCGCCUGUGGCGGCUGGCUCCGGCGGCACGGCAUCCCCGAGGACAAGCUGGUGUACGGCACCAUCGGGGCCAUUGCCGAGCAGAACGAGGCCAAGCUGCGGGCGCUGCUGAGCCGGCCCGUGCGGCGCCGGGCCCGCGCCUCGGCAGAGAGGAAGGUCAAGGAGUUCUUCCGCUCGUGCCUGGACCGGGCCGAGAUCGAUCGGCUCGGGCCCCGGCCCAUGCUGGAGGUCAUCGGGGAGUGCGGUGGCUGGGACGCCCCUCCGGAGCGCAGGGACAUCAACGAGCUGCUCUACAAGACACAGGGUGUCUACAGUGCUGCCGUGCUCUUCUCCCUCACCGUCAGCCUGGACGAGAGGAACACCUCCCGCUACGUCAUCCGGCUCAAGUGGAAGCGCUUGCUGGAUCGCAUCUUCCAUGACAGCUUCUCGGAGGAGGAGGAGGUGGUGCUGCUGGCCAACGACUACAUGCACAAGGUGUCCAACCUCAUCCGUGUGACACCCAGCAGGAUCCUUCACAACUACAUGCUGUGGCGCAUCGUGGUGGUGCUGAGCGAGCACCUCUCCACCCCCUUCCGCGAUGCCAUCCACGAGCUCUCCAAGGAGAUGGAGGGCAAUGAGAAGCAGCUGGAGCCGGGUAAGAUCUGCCUGAGCCAGGCCAAUAAGCACUUUGGAAUGGCCCUGGGAGCUCUCUUCGUUGAGGAGCACUUCUCCUCUGCCAGCAAAGCCAAGGUGCAGCAGCUGGUGGAGGACAUCAAAUACAUCCUCGACCAGCGCUUGGAUGAGCUGGACUGGAUGGACGAGGAGACACGGAGAGCAGCCAGGGCGAAGCUCCGGUACAUGAUGGUGAUGAUUGGGUACCCUGAUUUCCUCCUGAAGCCAGAGGCCAUUGACAAGGAAUAUGAGUUUGAGGUGAAUGAGAAGACAUACUUCAAGAACAUCCUCAACAGCAUCGCCUUUGGCAUCAGGCUCUCAGUGAAGAAGAUCCGGCAGGAGGUGGAUAAGUCUGCAUGGCUGCUGCCGCCCCAGGCACUGAACGCCUACUACUUGCCCAACAAGAACCAGAUGGUGUUCCCUGCUGGCAUCCUGCAGCCCACGCUCUACGACCCCGAGUUCCCGCAGUCACUGAACUAUGGUGGGAUUGGCACCAUCAUUGGGCACGAGCUGACCCAUGGCUACGAUGACUGGGGGGGACAGUACGACCGGCACGGGAACCUGGUUCACUGGUGGACGGAGCGGUCGUACAGCAAGUUCCUGAAGAAGGCGCAGUGCAUCGUCAACCUCUACGACAACUUUACUGUCUACAACCAGAGGGUGAAUGGCAAACACACACUGGGGGAGAACAUCGCUGACAUGGGGGGGCUCAAACUUGCCUACUAGGUGAGUGUCCCCCCACCCUGGGUGUCCCAGCCAUGGGCAGCUGCUUCUGACACCCCUGUUGAGGGGGAGAUGCCCCAAAUCCUCCUUACAACCUGCAGCAAGGAGUGUUCAG